Messenger RNA from Cladocopium goreaui, 1827 nucleotides. Lineage: Eukaryota; Dinophyceae; Suessiales; Symbiodiniaceae. The record is from the annotation of a GenBank genome assembly.
AUGUCAUUUGCAGUCGCCGCCAUGGUGUACAGUGGUGAUCUUGAAAGACGAUCAUUGGUCUCGGAUGAAGCCACGCCUGAGUCGGAUGAUGAGGAGGAGCUCCAUUGUCGCCAUUGUGGGCAUCGUUGGGAGCAGACGGCCAAAUUCUGCCAAAAGUGCGGAGCAAGGCGUCAUGGGAAGGGUCUUCGACGGUCGGCGUCAGCGCUGUGUCAAAGCUGUUGCUGCUGUAGUUGUUUGGUGCUUCUGCUCAUCCUGGUGAUUGGCAUUCCGCUGGGUCUUCAUUACGAGAUCAGCAGCUUUGAAACCUGGCUCGCCUCAGUGGCUGCUAGUGUUCUCUCAGCCACCAUGGGGGUGCCAGUGAGCUUGGACUCAGUGGACAUUGACAUUUUCGGUGGCCGAGUGGCUGUAGAGGAUCUUAGAGUUGGAAGUCCCUCAGGCUUUCAGCAUGAUUUUCUGGACCUAGACCACCUGGUCUUCGACAUAGAUCCCAUGUCACUGCUGCGAUCCCGGCUCCUGGGAUCGGUGAAUUUUCCCAGCGAAGUGGAGGAGAUCACGGUGCAAAAGCUGCAUGUCUUCGUGGAAGAGCUGGUGGCAGAUUCGCCGUCCAACGCAAAGGUCAUCGUGGAUCAUUUGAAUAGCUUGGCCAUCAGCACCGCAUUGUCGGCACCAACUUCUCAGCAAGUAGAGGACGGGGCUGCCGAGGCGGUUCAUGCUCUGACCACCAAGAUCAAGGCAGACCUGAUCCAGCUGAAAGAUGUGGCCAUUGGCUACUGCAGCCAGCCCAGCUGUCAGAAAUUUGGCCCUGCGACCUAUGAGGUCCCGGAGGUAAAGAUUACAGAUGUAGGAAAGAAGAGCAACGGAGUUUUCCUGUACCAACUCGCCGAAGUGGUGGUGCGAACGUUGCUGCUGGCCGUGUUAAAGGCUGCACCCGAGAACUUGCGAGAGAAUCUGCUGCGUGCCAUUGGCUCUGGGAUCAAGGAUCAGUUGACCAGUCUGGACUUUGGCAGUGUGGACUUUGGUGAUGGCAACGGACUGCAGAGUGCAGGCCAAUUGGCUGGCUGGGCCUCUGCCAAGGUGGCCCUGCUACCGCUGGAAGCCAGCAAUGCGGCGGUGGCGCUGAACACCAAAGCCUUAGAGGCUGAGAAUGCCAUCCGAAACGGAGCCAUCUCCACGCAGGCCAAGAUGGGUUUGGAAGCCGCCAAGAUGGGCACCAAAUUGACGGACAUGGGCGUCAAGGCCAACACCGCCUUUACGAACAUGGGAGUGAAAGCGAACACUGAGCUGUUGAAUGCCGAAACCAAGGCGAACAACUUCUUCAACGGUCUGAGGAACGAUUUUACCAGCGGUUUCACCUCCGGUCUCAGCAUGGAAGUCUUGCUAUUUUCCUAUAUUUUCCUGCUCUUGCUAAAGUUUAAGCUUUGCUGCAGCGGAUCCGACAACGCCGUUUGCAAAGCUGAAAAGGACACCACAGAGGGAAACGUGCCCAACUGGCACAGAGACAUCGUGCGCGUGUGCGAGAACAUCCCCAUUGUGCUAGUGGGCAACAAGGUGGACGUCAAGGACCGCCAGGUUAAGGCCAAGAACAUUCAGUUUCACAGGAAGAGGAAUCUGCAGUACUACGACCUCAGUGCCAGGAGCAACUACAAUUUCGAGAAGCCGUUCCUGUGGCUGGCACGACGUUUGACAAACCAGGGCAACUUGCAGUUUGUGGGUCAGUUCGCCAAGGCUCCUGAGAUUCAGAUCGAUCAGUCGUUGAUUGCGCAGCACGAGAAGGAGCUGCAAGAGGCGCAGAAUGUGGCCAUCAACGAUGACGACGAGGACCUGUAA